Punica granatum (pomegranate) is the source of this 2393-nucleotide messenger RNA. NCBI's taxonomy places the organism in Eukaryota, Viridiplantae, Streptophyta, Magnoliopsida, Myrtales, Lythraceae. The record is from RefSeq and is a predicted model, not a curated record.
UUUACAAUAUAUAAUAUAACGAAAUGAUGAUAUAGAGUAUAUAUAAUAUUAAGGCGGCUAUCAGCUUGUAAGAGAUCAAGAAUGAGACUGUCGUUCUGGUCAAAACAUCUGCUCCCUCCCCAGCUUUUCACUUAUUCCCUGACUGAAAGUCUUGAUUUGAAGCUCUCUUUUGUCCAUUGACUGAUUGUUCGUCCCCAGAAGAUCUAAAUUUGUCAGUGCUGGGACUCGGAAAACAAGAUGUUUUCUGACAACAUGGAUCCAACGCAAUACUUUGAGAACAGGGUGAAACAUCUUGAAGCCCAGAAGGCAGAUGGAAAGAAUCCAUAUCCCCACAAAUUCGAGGUUCAAAUGUCUAUCCUCGAGUACAUUGAGAAGUAUGGAAGCUUAAAUAAUGGAGACCACCUCCAGGAUGUGACAGUGUCUCUUGCUGGGCGGAUUAUGAGCAAGAGAUCUUCCUCUUCUAUGUUGGUCUUUUAUGAUAUGCAUGGUGGUGGUGCUAAAUUGCAAGUUAUGGCCGAUGCAAGUAAAUCGGGCAUGGAAGAAGCAGAAUUUUCCAAGUUUCAUUCUAGUGUGAAGCGCGGUGAUAUUGUUGGUGUCACUGGCUUCCCAGGAAAAACUAAAAGAGGAGAGCUGAGCAUAUUUCCAACAUCAUUCACAGUCUUGUCUCAUUGCCUUCACAUGUUGCCAAGGCAGAAAGCUGCUGGCUCUGCAUCUGAUAAUAAUGCAAAUAAGAUUGAGUCAUGGCUCGUAGGAAGACCACGGAAUCCUGAAGCAUACAUUUUGAAAGAUCAGGAAACUCGAUAUCGUCAACGCUAUUUGGACUUGAUGCUCAAUUCAGAGGUUCAGCAAAUCUUUAAGACCAGAGCAAGGAUUGUAUCAUAUAUCCGGAAAUUUCUUGACAAUCUUGAUUUCUUAGAGGUUGAAACACCAAUGAUGAAUGUGAUUGCUGGUGGGGCCGCCGCACGGCCAUUUGUGACUCACCACAACGAGCUGAACAUGAGGCUGUUUAUGCGGAUAGCGCCUGAACUCUACCUGAAGGAGCUGGUGGUUGGUGGACUCGAUCGGGUUUAUGAAAUAGGAAAGACAUUCAGGAAUGAGGGAAUUGAUUUGACUCAUAAUCCUGAGUUCACCACAUGUGAGUUCUACAUGGCCUUUGCAGACUACGAUGAUUUGAUGAGCCUCACUGAGGAAAUGCUGAGCGGGAUGGUUAUGGAACUCACUGGUGGCUAUAAGAUCAAGUAUCACGCAAACGGGCUAAAUAACGAUCCCAUUGAGAUCAACUUCACUCCUCCUUUCAGGAGAAUAGACAUGGUAGAGGAAUUAGAGAAGAUUGCAGGCCUCAAUAUCUCAAGGGAUUUCUCCAGCGAUGAAGCUAACAAGUACUUGGUAGAAACCUGUGCGAAGUUCGACGUUAAGUGCCCUCCGCCUCAGACAACUGCUCGCUUGUUGGAUAAACUUGUAGGCCACUUCCUAGAAGAAACUUGUGUUAACCCAACGUUCAUCAUAAACCAUCCCGAGAUAAUGAGUCCUCUGGCAAAGUGGCACCGGUUGAAACCAAGCCUGACUGAGCGCUUCGAAUUGGUCGUCAACAAGCAUGAACUCUGCGAUGCCUAUACUGAACUGAAUGAUCCCGUGGUUCAACGCCAGAGAUUUGCUGACCAAUUGAAGGAUCGGCAAUCAGGCGAUGACGAAGCCAUGGCUUUGGAUGAAACAUUCUGCACGGCUCUGGAAUAUGGGCUGCCUCCCACGGGAGGGUGGGGCAUGGGAGUCGACCGGUUGACUAUGCUAUUGACCGAUUCACAGAACAUUAAGGAAGUACUUCUCUUUCCAGCUAUGAAGCCGCAGGACGAACCACCGUCUGCUAAAGAAAACGUGGCCAGGUCUAGAAACUAACAUUUUCCGAGGAACGGGGCCAACCUGCGAACGAUAUUUGCAGAAGAAUGUUGCCUAUAGUGAUUGAUUCUCUUGUGACAGUCAAAUCUAACCGCUCCUCAUGCGAAGGCCAACUACUGCAGCAUAGACACAUUUUGGUGACUGGAAGAAUUCGUGGUCCAAUGCUCGAAAUUUGAUGGAUAACAGGCUCGAACUAAGUGGAUGGCUUCACAUCGAGGCGGCUCCUGUUUCCUCCUACUGUAAAGCCGCUGUGAAGUGAUUUUAGCGGGGCUAUUGACUGUCGAAAUUUUUUGACAUUUGAUGAAAAUGUCGACGUCUCCAUAUGAUCACUUAUGCUUAUACGAAAAGUUAUGAGAUGUAGUGUUUCUUUGUUUGUUACUUUAAUUUCAUUGAAACUAGAUGAAUACUCGCGCGCUGUGCAGGCGCCCCUAUCAAUUAAAUGAUAUAAAGAUUAAAUACAUUAAUUUAAGAUAUUCUUCAUAUGAAUAUCGAAUUAAUUA